Molecule: messenger RNA, 4753 nt
Organism: Hypomesus transpacificus
Lineage: Eukaryota; Metazoa; Chordata; Actinopteri; Osmeriformes; Osmeridae
Gene: ezh2
Product: enhancer of zeste 2 polycomb repressive complex 2 subunit
Exons: 20
Coding region: 388-2844 (818 amino acids)
Biological process (GO): chromatin remodeling
Molecular function (GO): histone H3K27 methyltransferase activity; protein binding
Source: RefSeq, a predicted model, not a curated record
UGAAUCUGCGGUAGUCAGAGUAGGCGGCGAGUGAAGAGACAGAGAUGUUUGAAUAGUUGCUGAGGCGGAAAGAUUGAACAUAAAACCAGCACUGAUAAUCUGUCAAAUUUGAUGCGUUUAUUUCAGUUGGCAGUAUCUAACUGUCACAUAAUUUAUGUAUUAAGGCGUGGUAAAAAAAAGCGCCAGGCUUUGUGUACCAAGCAGAAAACCAGCCGGUGUUCGGAGAGCUGACAGUGGCCGCGCGAGGUGAAUCGUUAGCCCCUCACCGGGAGAGCUAGCCAGCAGUAGUAACCCCGAAAACACAGACAAUUUUGUGCAUGAACGGUGGUCCGAUUGAUUUCAAGUCACUUCGUUGAAUGAGCAUUGACCUCCCUCCACAGGCUGAUCAUGGUGCUAACAGGGAAAAGGGGGCCAGUGUGCUGGAAGAAGAGAGUGAAGUCUGAGUACAUGAGGCUACGACAACUCAAACGCUUCAGACGAGCUGAUGAGGUCAAGAGCAUGUUCAACUCCAACCGUCAGAAGAUUCUGGAACGGACAGACAUUCUGAACCAGGAGUGGAGGACUCGACGCAUCCAGCCUGUUCACAUCAUGACUUCAGUAAGCUCUCUGCGGGGGGCCAGAGAGUGUAUGGUGGACAGCAGCUUCUCAGAGUUCCCCAAGCAGGUGAUCCCUCUGAAGACCCUCAACGCUGUGGCCUCCGUCCCCGUCAUGUACUCCUGGUCGCCCCUGCAGCAGAACUUCAUGGUAGAGGAUGAGACGGUGCUCCACAACAUCCCCUACAUGGGGGACGAGGUUCUGGACCAGGAUGGAACCUUCAUAGAGGAACUCAUCAAGAACUACGACGGCAAAGUCCACGGGGACAGGGAGUGCGGCUUCAUCAACGAUGAGAUCUUUGUGGAGCUGGUGAGCGCCCUCACUCAGUACAGCGACAACGAGGAAGAAGAGGAGGAGGAGCAGGACUUUAAACUGGAGAAGGUGGAGGCGUGCCAGACCAAGGAGCUCUCAGAGGACCCCCCCAAAGAGACCCCCAACGAGGCCCUCGCAGACCCCCCCAAAGACCCCCCCACAGACCCCCUCACAGACACCCUCACAGACCCCCUCACAGACCCCCUCAACAGCACAGAGAGCAGAAGCAGUGAGGACUCGAAGAAGUUUCCCUCUGAUAAGAUCUUUGAAGCCAUCUCCUCCAUGUUCCCUGACAAGGGCUCCACAGAGGAGCUCAAAGAGAAGUACAAAGAGCUGACGGAGCAGCAGCAGCCUGGCGCUCUGCCUCCAGAGUGCACCCCCAACAUCGACGGCCCUCACGCCCGCUCCGUCCAGAGGGAACAGAGCCUCCACUCCUUCCACACGCUGUUCUGCAGACGCUGCUUCAAAUACGACUGCUUCCUGCACCCGUUCCACGCCACCCCCAACACCUACAAGCGUAAGAACAUGGAGAACCAGGUGGACAGCAAGCCCUGCGGCCUGCACUGCUACAUGUACCUGGUCCAGGAGUACCCAGAGGGAGGGGCGGCCGACAGGGGGAAGACUCCCUCCAAACGCACUAUCGUCCGUCGCCGGGGACGACAGCCCAACAGCCGGCCCAGCACCCCCACCGUUGCUUCGGAUACCAAAGACAUGGAUAGUGACAACGAUAAGGAUGAUGACCUUGACAACGAUAAGGAUGAUGACCUUGACAACGAUAAGGAUGACGACCUUGACAACGAUAAGGAGGACGACCUUGACAACGAUAAGGAUGACGACCAUGACAACGAGAAAGAUGACGACCUUGACAACGAUAAGGACGAAGACCUUGACAACGAUAAGAAGGAUGAGACCACCAGCAGCUCAGAGGGGACGUGGCGGUGCCAGACCCCGGUGCAGCUGCAGCUGCUGUGUGAGGCUGAAGCUGUGGACUGGAGUGGGGCCGAGGCUUCUCUCUUCAGAGUGCUCAUAGGAACCUACUACAGCAACUACUGUGCCAUCGCACGCCUCAUAGGCAGCAAGACCUGCAGACAGGUGUAUGAGUUCAGGGUGAAGGAGUCCAGCAUCAUCGCUCGUGCCCCGGCAGAGGACGAGGACACGCCCCCUCGCAAGAAGAGGAAGAGACACAGGCUGUGGGCCACGCACUGCAGGAAGAUCCAGCUAAAAAAAGAUGGCUCCUCCAAUCACGUGUACAACUACCAGCCAUGUGACCACCCCAGGCAGCCAUGUGACUCCUCCUGCCCAUGUGUCACCGCCCAGAACUUCUGCGAGAAAUUCUGCCAGUGCAGCUCUGAGUGCCAGAACCGUUUCCCUGGCUGCAGGUGUAAGGCACAGUGUAACACCAAGCAGUGCCCGUGCUACCUGGCGGUGAGGGAGUGUGACCCUGACCUGUGUCUGACCUGCGGGGCGGCCGAGCACUGGGGCAGCAAGAACCUCUCCUGCAAGAACUGCUCCAUCCAGAGAGGAGCCAAGAAGCACCUGCUGCUAGCUCCAUCUGAUGUGGCAGGGUGGGGCAUCUUCAUCAAGGAGCCCGUCCACAAGAACGAGUUCAUCUCUGAGUACUGUGGAGAGAUCAUCUCCCAGGAUGAGGCUGACCGCAGAGGGAAGGUCUACGACAAAUACAUGUGCAGCUUCCUGUUCAACCUGAACAACGACUUCGUGGUGGACGCCACCAGGAAGGGAAACAAGAUUCGCUUCGCCAACCAUUCCGUUAACCCCAACUGCUAUGCAAAAGUGAUGAUGGUGAAUGGGGACCACAGGAUUGGGAUCUUUGCUAAGAGGGCCAUCCAGACUGGAGAAGAGCUGUUCUUUGACUACAGGUACAGCCAGGCUGACGCCCUGAAGUAUGUGGGGAUCGAGAGAGAGAUGGAGCUGGCCUGAGGCUGCUCCCAGCCCUGUCUGGGUCAACACAACAGCCUUACACACCCACACACACACGCUCCCUCUCUCUUAUUCACACGCACUCACACACACACACACACACACACACUCUCUCUCUCACACUCGCACACACACGCUCUGUCCACUCGUCAGGAAACCCCAGGUGACAGGCCGUGGGUGCAGCUGCAGGAAUCCUUCAGGAGUUAUGGAUCUUUGUCUUUGUCACUGUUCUUUUCUACCAGGCCUUGCUUUUCCCGCCUCUUUCGAGCUCUUUGAUCGUUGUUUUUCUAUCACCAAAUCUUCCUCUUCUGGAACCUGGGACUGGAUGUUACUCUGGUGCUCACAGCAGAAUCACAAGAAACACACCAGACCACUAGUUUGGUGCUACUUUUAUACACGGUGAAUGAAUCACUGAGUCAAUCUGGAAAGUGAAUCACUGAGUUGGUCUGGUGAAUGAAUCACCUGCUGUCUGGUCGAAACUCGUUAUUCAGAACCUUUUAGGAACAAACAUUCCAUCCUUACAGGAUAUCAGAUGUGUGUGUGUGUGUGUGUGUUUGUGUGAGAGAGAGAGUGUGUGUGUCUGUAAAAAUGGUAUGACAAACCAGAUUGUGAGGCGCGCCCCCCCCCCCCCCUCCUGAUCGUCUUGGUUACGUUGUUCACACGCCGCCGCCACCACCACCAGGUGGCCCCACGGCAGUCACUACGGUAACGACGGCCUAGAAUGGUGUGUAACGGUCACCAUGACGACCUGUUCCUGCUGUGUGGUGAUAAACUGAUGUUCUGGUCCUGUCACCAGCACCUAAACUGUCUCCGUGACAACCAAAAUCAUUGUAACUCUUUUAGAUUAUUGUAUUUUUUCCCCCCUUCUCCUUAAUGUAAGGUUUUGUUGUUGUAAGAUAAUCGGAUGUAUUUGGACCCUGAGUCUUCUGCUGUGCCUUGAAUCUUCCUCAGAACGUUGACUAGUACACUUGAUUAGAGCCCUUCGCCACUGUCUAAACACCACUGUUGAUCCCAGAUGUUUUCCUGCAUGAUCAGUAGACCCCAGCGUUGGCAGGACAGCCCAGAGCGCUGGAGGCUGUGGAGUCGGCAUCCCUGGGCGGCUUGGGUCCAUACUCACAACUCCCCUCCUUCCUGUUAGGCUGCAGACACUACGAUACUGCUGUAGGUCUGCCUAGUGAGGAGGAAGGAAGGAAGGAUGUGUGAGGGGAUUGAGACAGGCCCCAAGCUGAAUGAGAGUCGACGUGAAGGGAGACACUUAGAGCACCGCCCCAAGUUACUUAUGGGGGGGGGGGGAGAACAUUUAAAAAGUCAAAUCUCUUGAAUAGUUGAUGCUGUUCUGGGACCUUGUGAAGCCUGGUCCUAGUUUAACUGGUGCUUAUGGAAACUGACUUGCUGAUGAAACGUCUGACUGACUUGAAGCAAUAAUACCAGCCUUGAAUCAAACAAGACACACAGCUUUACUAUGGGGGGUUCCAUCUCUAGUUGGUUUUUCUACCAGGAAUUUAUUGUGGGCUUUAGCUGUGGUGGGCCUAGUGAACAGGCUGAUGUUCAGAGGUGUCUGUCGGUGAGGCUGACGGGUCCUCCACGGUCCUGGUCGUCUGGCGGGGUCCCUUCUGACUGGUGAGGGGUCCCUUCUGACUGGUGAGGGGCCCCUUCUGACUGGUGAGGGGCCCCUUCUGACUGGUGAGGGGCCCCUUCUGACUGGUGAGGGGCCCCUUCUGACUGGUGAGGGGUCCCUUCUGACUGGUGAGAGGUCCCAGACAGCCCUGGGGGUGUACAUUUCUGUUCGGGCGUUAGGGUCGUAGACGGGACCCUCUCCCCUCUUCGUCUGACAGGGCUCCCUGCCACGGUGCUAAAAUGUUUACAGGGAAUACUGUCAAAGUGAUGCAGAAUAAAAUAUUGGAAAAUU